This is a messenger RNA of Aspergillus ibericus CBS 121593, 276 nucleotides long. RefSeq lists its product as uncharacterized. The record is from RefSeq and is a predicted model, not a curated record. The annotation marks the transcript as partial. The transcript has 2 exons. NCBI's taxonomy places the organism in Eukaryota, Fungi, Ascomycota, Eurotiomycetes, Eurotiales, Aspergillaceae.
CCCCCCACUCAACCCGGUGAACACCAAUUUUGGAUUGAUCCCAUUCUUUGCGAGGAGACUCGAGCUAGAUUAGAACAUUUUCGCAGUUUUGGAUGGCUCCCCCUGAACUUCAAGCCUAAGACCCUGGAAGGUCUUGCUGUUAUCAAACGAUAUUGGUGGAAGUAUUGCAUCCAAUUAAACGAGGAUUACAUUGAUUACCUACUCUUGGAGGAUCGAGCUAUUUACAUAAAUUUCUUCGAUUGGAUGUACAGAACCUCGCGGAAGAAACUUCUUUAA